AUGCAUAUAAAUCAGAAAUUUACGACUUACGAUCGUGAUAAUGACAUUUCGGGUAGUUAUAAUUGUGCGGAUCAUAAUGGAGGCUGGUGGUACACGAGUUGUGUUCAUGCUAACCUAAAUGGACUUUUCUUCAAUGAGAGCGUUAAGAAUUACAGAAGCAUGCACUGGAAAGAUUUUGAUGCUCUGCGGAGAGUUAAGAUGUUGAUACGUCCAAAAAUAGAUGAAGUAUUAAUAUAG
Drosophila albomicans is the source of this 237-nucleotide messenger RNA. Its product is annotated as angiopoietin-related protein 1-like. The record is from RefSeq and is a predicted model, not a curated record. NCBI's taxonomy places the organism in Eukaryota, Metazoa, Arthropoda, Insecta, Diptera, Drosophilidae. The coding region runs from base 1 to 237 and encodes 78 amino acids. The transcript has 2 exons.